CUAAAAAAUGACGUCUACUUUUCACCUGAGCAUAUAAAGAGACAAUCAUUCUGUGUUCAUUUAAACUGUCACAGAAAUUAUGCAUUCGGUUUGUUCGUCAAUAAACACCAAUUUCAUAGUAUUAAAACCCAUCAAUUUGAAAUUUAUUCGCAAUUGCAUCAGAUGUUGCUCAUGAUAAUUGAAAUUGAAGUGUUGCACAUUUUUCGAACGGGAUGUUCAAUUGAAUAAGAGCUCAGAAGAACACAUAGUAUUCUUUAUUUGGCAUUGCAUUACAAAGGAAACGGCAGAUAAUAGUAUUAUUCCGGCACAACAGUCAGUACAACACACGCGCGCGCACACACAUAUACACACACUGACGCGAUUCAGCAUUUCAACAAUCCCAUCGUACGCAAUCACUAACCAGUAUCACACCGAUGCUCCUCAGUUAUCAUUCGUCUUGGACUUGAAGUGCACCGUAUUUUCAACAUUUAUUUGUCACAUUUGAGCGCGUUUAAUUGAACAACAAAAAACAUGAGUUGCCGAAAUCGCUUGUUUUUCCUUGUUUUGCUGACCGUAUCACUUUCAGCCCAGAUAAAUGCAAAUGACAACGAAUUAGACUUGGAGAAAAUCAAAGACUCAAUCGAUUUGGAAAAGAUCAAAAAGAAUUUGCCGGCUGGAAUUGAAAUUCCAUCAUCACUGCAAAAUGUCACCCUGCCAUCGAUUGACGAAGUGAAAAAAGUGCUUAAGGACAAAUGCACGAAAGUAUCUGGCGGCGAGGAAGCGUAUGUAGCCAUCGAAAAGGGAGCCGAAGAUUUAAAAACCUGUACCACCGGCCUGAUCGAUGUUGAAGUCUUGCGCCAAGAGAUUGAAGCGGCAGAGCCAAGCGGUGAAUUGGACACCGUAUUCAACAAAUAUUGUCGCAAGCGUAAUAUUGCGAUCGGUUGCAUGGAGAAUUUCACAACAGUGAUUGAACCAUGUCUGGAACAAGAAGAAAUUGAAGGCAAGCGAACCUUUGUGAAAAUCUUCAAAAACCUGCUGAAUUUCGUGUGCUACAAAGACGGUGACCAAAUUGCCUUGUUCAUUGCCGAAAAGGGGCCUGAAUGCUUUGACGAACGUAAAGAUGAAUUGAUUAGCUGCAUGAAUUCAACAUUCUAUAGUUAUUUGCCAUCGGAGAAAGAAAUUGAAUCGAAAACUGUGCCAACCGAGUUGCCACAAUUGGUCAUGGGCGCUACACAGUGCAAUGACAUGGACAUAUUGCAAGCAUGUGUAGUUAAAUCGUUGGAGAAAUGUGAAGAAUCCACACCGGCCAAUCUAGUUGAAUCAAUGUUCAAAUUUGUGCGUAAUGAAACGCCUUGCGUGAACAUAACAUCGCCAUCAGCUCGAAAAAAUAUUGCUGAUUCAGGAAAUCCGAAUAAUGCAUACAGCAGUGCUGUGUCAUCGUCAUUGAUUGCCUCAAUGCUUGCCUUUAUCACCGUUAGGUCAAUUUCAGCGUAGAUAAGAAUGCUCUUUGAGGCAUGUACACAACUGUAGCCUAAAGCAACUCAUUACCAACAAAAACACGAGAUCAAACAAAAUUAAAAAUGAAGGGAAUUUAAAGUAAAUUUAAAAUAAUUUAUUUGUAAAUGUAAAUGUAAGCGUAAAACUGUGUAAACAAUAGUAACCAAAAACAACAACAACAACAACAAUCAUUCACAAGAAGAAGAAAAAGACAAGCGCAGUGUCACAAUGCAAAUAACCUGUAAGAAAUGCAUUAAAUGUGACCAAAGGAUAGUACUCUCUACCAGAAUAGAAGUAAAUUUUAAACAAAAAAAAAUUAAAUCCCCGUGCUGUUAGUGGGAAUACAUAUUUAAAAAAAUAAAUAAAUAAAUAUGUAAACAAUGAAUUAUAAUGAUAACUGCAGAAACCUUUAUUUAUUUUGCAAGAUUGCAAUUUUCCACACGCAGAAUUGUUUCUUUCUGAACACAUUACCAUGUCAAUUCUUGUCAAUUACCAUGCAAUACCAUUGAAACCACAAAAUCAAGGAAGAGUUUGAUUAGAAUAAUUAUGAAAAUAGCACUGGAUAAUAUUGGAGAUUUUUUUCUAUUACUUUUUUGUUUUUAAAAGAAAGAUUUUAUAAGAAUCAGCAUAAGAUGAAUUGGUCAUCAAAGGAAUAAUGAAUAAAGUUAAAAACAAAGACAAGAGGAGUAGGACAUACCAAACACAAAA
Messenger RNA from Sitodiplosis mosellana (orange wheat blossom midge), 2184 nucleotides. Its product is annotated as 27 kDa hemolymph protein-like. The coding region runs from base 511 to 1473 and encodes 320 amino acids. The transcript has 6 exons. NCBI's taxonomy places the organism in Eukaryota, Metazoa, Arthropoda, Insecta, Diptera, Cecidomyiidae. The record is from RefSeq and is a predicted model, not a curated record.